Molecule: messenger RNA, 1773 nt
Organism: Schizosaccharomyces osmophilus
Lineage: Eukaryota; Fungi; Ascomycota; Schizosaccharomycetes; Schizosaccharomycetales; Schizosaccharomycetaceae
Gene: paa1
Product: serine/threonine protein phosphatase PP2A scaffold subunit Paa1
Exons: 7
Coding region: 1-1773 (590 amino acids)
Biological process (GO): protein dephosphorylation
Cellular component (GO): cytoplasm; protein phosphatase type 2A complex
Molecular function (GO): protein phosphatase regulator activity
Source: RefSeq, a predicted model, not a curated record
AUGCAAACAGAAGAUCAAGGAAACGAUUUGUACCCCAUUGCUGUCUUAAUUGAUGAAUUAAAGCAUGAUGAAAUUACCUACAGAUUGAAUGCCUUAAAUCGGUUAUCAACAAUUGCUUUGGCUUUGGGACCAGAACGUACACGCGAUGAGUUGAUCCCAUUUUUAGACGAGUCGAUCGAUGAUGAAGAUGAAGUUUUAUCUGCUUUAGCAGGUCAAUUAGGCAAUUUUGUGGACUUUGUCGGAGGACCUGAAUAUGCUCAUGUGUUACUAUCACCUUUGGAAAACCUUGCUGCAACCGAAGAAACUCUUGUGCGUGAAAAGUCUGUGGAGGCCUUAAAUAACGUCUGCAAAUACUUGUCUCAAGAACAAUUGGAGCAAUACUUUGUGCCUUUAGUACAACGCUUAUCUACAGCUGAAUGGUUUACUUCCCGUGCUUCUUCUGCUGGUUUGUAUUGCGCAGCAUAUUCACAAUCUCAAAACCCCGCUGUUAAAGUAUCUCUCCGUCAAAGCUUCAGUCACUUGUGCCAUGAUGAAGCACCUAUGGUUCGCCGUCCUGCUGCCACAAACUGCGCAAAUUUUAUCCUUCUCAUUUCAAAACAGGAGGCCAUUGAUGAAUUUAUCCCACUUUUCAACUCUCUUUCUAACGAUGAUCAAGACUCCGUCCGUCUUCUUUCAUUUGAUAUCCUGAUUUCCCUGGCCAAGGUGUUGGAAGACGACUCCGAUAUUCGUCACUACUUGAUUCAACCUUUAAGGUCGUUUGUCCCUGACAGCAGCUGGAGAACUCGUUAUAUGGUAGCUGCUAAUUUUGUGAAGCUUGCGAAGGUUGUCGGUCCCGACAUUAUAAAAGAUGAACUUAUCCAACCCUUUAUCCUACUCAUGAAAGACAGCGAACAAGAAGUUCGUCGUGCCAUUGCAACUCAGAUUCCUGGAAUUUGUGAACUUUUAGACCGACAAACAGUUCUUGAUGAUAUAAUUCCUGUUCUUCAAGAUCUAAUCAAUGACCCCGCGCAACACGUCCGUGCUGCUCUCGGAAUGAAUAUUGGUGCUCUCGCACCUCAGUUAGGAAAAGAAAAAACAAUUGAAUGUCUCUUACCAAUGUUUUUGGAAUUGUUAAAGGAUGAAAACCCAGAAGUUCGUCUUAAUAUUAUCUCAAAGUUGGAAGUUGUCAAUAAAGUUGUCGGAAUUGAAUUAUUGUCUCAAUCACUUUUGCCUGCCAUCGUUACCCUUGCCGAGGAUAAGCAAUGGCGUGUUCGUCUUGCAAUUAUCGAAUAUAUUCCAUUGUUAGCUCGUCAGUUAGGCGUGGAAUUUUUUAAUGAGAAAAUGGGAAAUCUGUGCAUGGCUUGGCUUGAAGAUCAUGUGUAUUCUAUCCGUGAAGCUGCCAUUAAAAACUUGCGGCAGCUUACUGAGGUUUUUGGUUUACAAUGGGCUACAAAAACCAUUAUACCAAAAUUCCUGGCUAUGCGUGGACAUCCUAAUUAUCUGUAUCGUAUGACUACCAUAUUCGCUAUUAGUGAACUUGCACCGGUGCUGAAUGCGACCGUAAUUGAGACUCAAAUUCUUCCCAUAUUGCAGCAUCUGGCUAAAGAUGCUAUUCCUAAUAUUCGUUUUAAUGUUGCUAAGUCCUUGAAAGUUUUGAGCCCUGUACUAAAGUCGGACGGGAAAGGCGAUGUAUAUCAACAAGAAAUUUUGCCUAUUUUAGAACACCUUACAAAGGACGGCGACGAAGAUGUUCAAUUUUUUGCAAAUCAAGCACUUGAAGAAACAGCCGACUAA